Messenger RNA from Eimeria necatrix, 484 nucleotides. RefSeq lists its product as hypothetical. NCBI's taxonomy places the organism in Eukaryota, Apicomplexa, Conoidasida, Eucoccidiorida, Eimeriidae. The annotation marks the transcript as partial. The record is from RefSeq and is a predicted model, not a curated record. The transcript is spliced from 5 exons.
AUGCCGAAAAAGAAGCCGAAGCGGAAGGUCCCUCAACCAAAAGUUGAUUUACAAAAACUCCAAGAAGAUGCGAGGCGGCAGCACAUCGAAGAAAGCACAGCCCUCGUGCUGCAGCAUGCAGAUCGCCCGCAGAAGGAGUUGCUGGGGCAGUGGAUAGAAGAAGCAACAAAAAUUAAAAAGCAAGAAGCUUUGCAGGGUUUGGAGCGCGAGAUCGGCAAGCACGAGGGUUUGGUGGAGACCCAGCGCUACGGUCUAGUGCCGAAGGAAUCUGGACGUGAGGCUUGGGAUUACGAAUUUAGGAUUCGGGAAGAAGACGCGGCGCUGGCGUACGAAGAAAACUUCCACCAAAGCAGCGACUUGUCGCUGUUUCAAAACCGCGCAGUGGAGCUGCAGCACCAGCUGCAGUCGCGAGCAGCAGCAGCAGCGCAAACCCUAAAAGGGGGUUUAGAGAAAGCCGCGCAAAGCCACGCUGCUGCCACCGAGG